CUUCAUCCUUAAUGAAGACAUUGGUGAGUUUCAAUAAAGGUGAUGAAGAAGAUCCGGAAUUCUGAUCUCAGCAAAAUCAGCAAAACUAUUAGGCGCUCCAGAAUGAUUUACACCAAAUUUCUUAAAGAGAAACCUAACAAGUUCAGAUUCACAAUUAAGAAAAGUUCAGCCUCCGAGUCGAAGAAAUCUAUCGGCAGCCUUGGAGCAAAAAUUAUGAAUGAUAGUAAACUUAAAGAAAAGGUCACUAAGAUCAUCAAAAAGGGAAUUUUUGAGAAGAUCAUUGCUCUCAGAAAAGGAAUGAACAAGCUCAAGAGUGAACGUAAAGGUUCCCUCUUCAAGAUCAAUGAGCAAAUAGAGUCAGUGUCUACACCAAUCUCUCCUAAAUCAUUAUCUGGCCCCAAAAAGAGUGGAUUCCAAAGUAGGGAGAAAAUCCCUGAUGAUUCCUUAAACGGCUCAUAUCAAUCAUCUGUACAUGCAGAUUCCUUACCAGACAACUCAGGCCUAAUGUCUCGCUUAAAAAGUACUCCGAAUUCAAGGAAGUUCUCGCAACACUUAAAAAUUAUAAUCACGAACAAAGUCAAUAAGAAAAAAUCUUCUGUGGCAAGACUCCGACCCUCGAAGAAGAAUAAUUCAUGCAAAUCUCUUCAUGAGGCAGGCCAGAAGGACUUAAAAUAACCCACAGCAUCAAGAAUCCCGAAGGCAUACCAAAUACAACUUUUCAAAGCUUAACAUAAUCGAGUCACCCAUGGUAAAGUUGGCCGAUGGCGAUGAGAUGAAUGAGGAUAAGGAAUUCCACCUCUCCACUCAUAAACUUGAGCCUGAGGCCUUGCCUAAACCCCAGCUUGAAAAGUCCCGCAACCAUAGCUCUGCUAAGAAGAGGAUAAUAUCAACUAUGAAGAACAAGAGAUUAUUUGCCAAAGUUCAUAAGAUGCAAAACUUAGCUCCAAGCAGACUGAUUUCAAAAUCAAACUUGAGCGCGUUGUCUAUUGCUAAGAAAACUUGCAAGGAUUUCAACAGCACAGCCCUUAGCAUGAGCACUGCCAGGCCAUUUAGGAACACAUCGUCUUAUUUUACAAGAAAUAUUGGCUCGAAAUGAACAUCCAGAUCAUCCAUAAAAGUUGAAUUAGAAAAAGUACUAAGAAGAAUUACAAAGAAAAGGAACUGGACUGCAAGAAGAUCCAGAAGAGCCCUCAAAGGCAGAACAGGGUCUAAAAUCAGUGCUGGAACAGGCCAGCCUCUCCAGUUUGAAGUGGCUGAUAAAGCUAGGCACACUAAACCACCUCACUGCAUCAGUGAGUUAGAAAGAGUGUAUGUUCAUGGGUUUCAUGAACCUAUUCUUAAUUGUAUUCCCUAAUUUAUGAUAGACAUUAUACCAUUAA
This is a messenger RNA of Moneuplotes crassus, 1379 nucleotides long. The record is from the annotation of a GenBank genome assembly. NCBI's taxonomy places the organism in Eukaryota, Ciliophora, Spirotrichea, Euplotida, Euplotidae.